Molecule: messenger RNA, 3510 nt
Organism: Patella vulgata (common limpet)
Lineage: Eukaryota; Metazoa; Mollusca; Gastropoda; Patellidae
Product: protein wntless homolog
Exons: 13
Coding region: 69-1700 (543 amino acids)
Biological process (GO): Wnt signaling pathway; intracellular protein transport; Wnt protein secretion
Cellular component (GO): organelle membrane; endomembrane system
Molecular function (GO): Wnt-protein binding
Source: RefSeq, a predicted model, not a curated record
CACUGUCUGGGUCAGAGUUGACGUUGAGUACAGACAAAUUAAUUUGUUAUUUACUUUCUUUGCUAAAAAUGGGAGGUGUUGUGUUGGAAAAUUUGAGCAACAAGAAGUUGUCAAUACUGGCAGUAUCUUUACUUUUGAUACUGAUUGUUUUCUUUUUGAUAGGUGGACUUAUAGCUCCUGCUCCUUCAAAUGUAAUGAAUAUGGUGACAACUAAAUGUCAUGACAUUACUGUUGAUGUAAAACCUAAAUCUUGGUACAUACCUAGAGGCCCUGCUGGAUGUGAUGCUGUCGAUGAUUUUGAUGACCCAAUUAUAUAUGAAAAACAUGUAGAUACCAGAAUGAUUGUUUUUGCUCUGUGGAUACCAUAUCCUCGUGAUCAUAAACAGUUGGAUAUGUCCAGAUGGUUUCAGAAUAUGCUGACAGUUCUUCAGAUGGAUAUUGAGCAUAGAUCUACAAAUCCUAUUUCGGAAAAUGCUACAAUGAAGAUGGAAGUGCGUUUGGGAUAUAGAAAUAAAAAUGACAAUGAAACAGAUUGGAAAGAACUGAUCACUACAAGUAUCAACAGACCACUACAUUGUGAAAAAAACGGUACAAAAGAUGGUGAGCAAUAUAAAUGUGAUCUGGUAUCAUUUUUUGAGUUGGGGAGUGUGCAUUAUGAUUACUACCUGAUUAAUUUACGACUACCUGUCUACCCACAAAAACAAACCAACCAAGGUUUAGGAACUAUAAAAGAUAUCUGGAUUAUUACAAUCUUUCAAAAUGGUGGUUUUACAAAAGUAUGGUUUGCAUUAAAGACUACCAUGUUCCCAGUUGUUCUCACUAUAUUAGUUUGGUUUUGGAGACGAAUAAAACUACUCAGUAGAGAACCAAAUUUAUUAGAAAGAACAUUAUUAGCAUUGGGUAUUAUUCUGUCUAUAAUGAAUUGUCCUGUAGAAUGGUUUACUAUCUGGUUCGAUCUACCAUGGAUGACUAUACUUACUGACGUGAGACAAGGGGCCUUUUAUGCUACACUUAUGUCAUUUUGGAUGAUAUUUGCUGGAGAACACAUUAUGGAUUCCAUUCCUAAGAACAGCUUAUCAAGAUACAAGAUACAUUUAUCCUUGGUUGUAUUUGGAUGUCUUUGUCUCUUUAUCUUUGAGAUGUGUGAAAAGGGAAUGCAGUUGGCCAAUCCAUUUUAUACCAUUUGGGUGACAGAAACAGGGGCACACUUGGCUUUGGCUUUUAUUAUUCUAGCUGGAAUGGCUGCUUGUACUUAUUUUCUUUUCCUCUCAUAUAUGAUAUUCAAAGUUUUCAGAAAUAUUAGUGCCAAGAAGACGGCUCUACCAAGAAUGAGUAACAUUCGUCGAAAGUUUUACAUGGGUCUAAUAUUUCGCUUCAAGUUUCUUAUGGUGUUGACAUUACUAUGUGCUGCUUUGACUACUAUCUUCUUCAUCAUUAGUCAAGUUAGUGAAGGACAGUGGAAGUGGGGAGAUGAAGGAAUAAGUCUAGAAUAUUCAAGUGCUUUCCUCACAGGAGUUUAUGGCAUGUGGAAUGUGUACGUAAUUGGGCUGCUAAGUUUGUAUGCCCCAUCACACAAACAGUAUACUAAUGCUGAUAUAAAUAACAGUGAUGGAAGUCAAGAAGAGGAGGUUCAACUUACACAGAUUCCAACCGAAAAUUCAGCCCUAUCAGCUUAUGUUACAAAGGAAGCUGAGGACUAAAUAAGGAAGUGAUUAUAUUGAAAACCUUGAACUGGUUAUUUGUCUGUUCUUAGUGCAAUUUACUUGAAUGUAUUUAUAAAGCUCCACUAAUAAUAACACAAGUUGGUAAUGUGCAAAGGGGGUGCAUUUGGUUUAUUAAAAAUCUUUAUGUCAUGGGUUUGUUUAUGUUGAUUUAAUGCUAUGAUGGAGAUACAGGGUUGAAUUUAAAUGCAUUUGCCAUUAUGAUGUGUUUUGACUUUGACAGAUUUAUAUUGUCUUUUAUUUAUGUUUUUUUUUGCAGAUUUUUAGAACAAUGCUUACAAUCUUUAUUCAUUUGUUUACAUUGACCAUAGUUUAUAUUAUUAUUAUUAUAUAGAUUUAUAUAAUGUGUAUAUACAUCAGCGUCAAAGUUGACAUGUUAUAUCUAAUGUGUACAUGUAUAUUUGAAUAUGAUGAUUAAAUUUUGUAGUUAUAAUAACAUUUAAAUUAAAUGAAGUCCCAUGUGAUAUAGUUAAAAGACAGAUGGAAAACAAUUCAAAAGGCAUGCCAAAAGGAAUUUGAAUAUAGAAUGGAAUGGAAUAUUUUGUUGAUACUUACUGCCUGAACUCUAUGCCAUGGUAAAAAAUAAAAUGUUUUACGUGCCGUAUGAAGUAUGAACACACUGCUUAAUUGCAAAGGAAACUAUCCAGUCUUCAUGUAUAUAUUUCAAAUAAUAAGGCAAGAAAAUUGCAAGCUAUCUUACUUACAAGUAUAAGAUGGAAACAAAUUAAUGGAUGACAUAAUUUGUGAUGAGUGAACAUCUAAUUUCAUUUGAUUUCAUUUUGUGAUGAGAGUGCAAUUUUUUAUAAAGAGAACUUAUGCUUUGGAAUUUGAAUUAUACAAUGGAUUUUAUUUUACUGUAGGCAAUUUAAAACAAUUUUUAAUAAAAAAUGGAACUAAAACACUUUAUUUUUUUUUUUUUAACAUGCCUCAGAAAGUAAGGAAUAUUGAGAUAAUGCAAUGCAUUAAGGUUGAAUAAUUUUGCCUGGACAAUAGUGUUUCUGCCUAUUGUUCUUUGAAAUCUAACUGUCACAACAUCCUUUAGAUGUACUAACAAUUUGAACAUGGGACCUCAUUUUUUUUGUCCCACCUGAACGACCAUGUGAUAUUUAUUAGAUUUUGAUUGUGCACAUACAUCAUAUCAUAUACUUACAAUUUUAUUAUUGUAAUAUAAAAAUUGUUAAAGUUGUAAAGAGUAAUCCAGUUUUGUUUGUUUGUUCCACAAGAUUUUAGUUUAUAUAAUUAGUUUCUUCUGAAUUGUUACAUGGAUAAAGACUCUUAUGAUUUGAUUUAAAAGUUUUCUUUAUAAUGUAAUAAUAGUAGUAAUAAGAAACUAAUGAAAUAAUUUUAUAUUUUUACACUUUUGUAGCAAGUUCAGUAGCUGGUUGUGAUUUUCAAUAGUUAGUGAAAAGAAAUACUUAAUGCAAUACAUGUUGAUUUUAAUUUAAAAUGUGUACUUAUUUAUCAGACGACACUACAUUUAUUAAGUUCAUAUUUGCUUCUAAGUCCUAACUAUCUAAAAUCUUGUUGUUCUUCCAUUGAUGAAGGCCAAAGUUAAGUUCAUGCUACAAAAUACCAAUUUAAUAAUUAGAUGCUUCAUUGAGUCAAAUAGAUCUGAUAUUUUUAAAAUUUAUUUUAUGAAAUAGUAAUAUUUUCUAGCGAUGUAAUCGGAUAAAAAAUCAUAAUUAUAUAAUUUUUACAUUCAUUUUGAUAUAUUCUCUUUAAGCUAUUAUACAUGGCAAGAUAUUUGUACAUUUUACUAGAAUAACUAGAAUAAAUUGUAGUAAUAUUA